AUGUCUUACUCCGCCUACACCGCAACCCAACACCAGCGCAUGUGGAGUGAAGGCUUGCAGCAGUGGAUCACCAUCUCCGCUCCAAGGCCAACCUACCCACCCCAACAAUUAAGCAUGCCACAGCAGAUGAGCAUGCCGCAACAAAUGAGCAUGCCACAACGAAUGAGCAUGCCACAACAGCUCCCUCCUCCCGGCGUCGCUGCCGCCAACUGCUUUCCUGCUGGUUUCGUCCCCCACCAGCAAUACCCUUCUCACAUGCAGGGUAGGCCACAACCCGGCGCCGUGAGCACUCCUGGCGUCGCUGCCACUAAUCGCUUUCCUGCUGGUUUCGUCCCCAACCAGCAGCAAUACUACUCUCACAUGCCGGGUAGGCCACAACCCGGCGCCGUGAGCACUCCUGGCGUCGCUGCCACUAAUUGCUAUUCUUCUCCCUACGCACAGCAGCCACAGAGGUUUAGUCAGCCUGUGGUUCAGGCUGCUUUCGUCCCAAAGCCUAUGUUUCAGAAUGUUAGAAGGCACUUCACGCCUGGGUGGCAGCAGCAGGGUAGCAUCAUCGAUGCUACUACCACUGGUCAGGUUUUCGACCUCACACGGGAUGAUGGCGGAGCGGUGCCUCCUCCAACAUGGCCAACAACUCCCUCCGUCCCCGUUCCCCCCGCGCCUACCAAGAGAAAGAGGCAGUCAGGAGGCGAAGAUGAGGUACCAAAGGUACCAAAGAAGAGGGGCAGGCCUCCUAAGGCGAAGCCUAUGGACGAGGUGCCCAAGGUACCAAAGAAGAGGGGAAGACCUCCCAAGACCAGGCCGGUCGUCGUAGCCCAGGUACCAACCCCUGACACCACCACGACCACCACCACCAACUCCUCAUCAGAGGAAAACUACACGUUCGAACCCGCCCCGUUUGCCGGCUUCAACGAGUACACCAUCGACCAACGCGUCGAGGCAGGAACCCCCUGCCGCCUACAAGAGCGUGGACAAGACAGCGCCGAAGCUGUAGAAACCGUUGACAACCUCCCGGGUAGGGCCGACAUGGAGCUGUUGUUCGGUGGUGGGGAUAUGGUAGAUGCCACGGACCCUUCAUGGUUUGCAAACAUGGAUGUGGCGCCCGCUGAGGACCUCCCGGCCUUCAUGAACCCCGCGUGUACAGCGGCUGAGAGCAUAUGGGCGGACCCCCCGCUACCGCAGGAACCUUGCAUCGUGGAGCAGGGUUCCUUUGAGGAGCUCAUGGAUGCCUUUGAUGCUAGAGCUGCAGCGGAUGAUGGGCUUGCGAAUGCGGAAACAGACGAGUUUGUGUGCGGCUGGAACGAUAAUCUGGAGGAUCUGAUAUUUUGA
Molecule: messenger RNA, 1329 nt
Organism: Alternaria conjuncta
Lineage: Eukaryota; Fungi; Ascomycota; Dothideomycetes; Pleosporales; Pleosporaceae
Exons: 1
Coding region: 1-1329 (442 amino acids)
Molecular function (GO): DNA binding
Source: RefSeq, a predicted model, not a curated record